Molecule: messenger RNA, 5172 nt
Organism: Musa acuminata AAA Group (dessert banana)
Lineage: Eukaryota; Viridiplantae; Streptophyta; Magnoliopsida; Zingiberales; Musaceae
Product: pentatricopeptide repeat-containing protein At3g49710
Exons: 2
Coding region: 107-2269 (720 amino acids)
Biological process (GO): RNA modification
Cellular component (GO): intracellular membrane-bounded organelle
Molecular function (GO): zinc ion binding; protein binding; RNA binding
Source: RefSeq, a predicted model, not a curated record
UGGAGCACUCGAGCUGAUUCGAUCAAAUGCAUUGGGCGUACGCUUAUAGACUCGAUGAACCCAGUCAUCGUGAAGCCAGUCGGCAGGCGUGCGAGCGGGUCCUCGAAUGAACCUGCUCUCGGCUCAGUUAUCGCAACUCCAAUCCGCCACACUCCGCUUCCGCGACCUCCUCAAAGCCUGCAUCGGCCGGCGCGACCUCACCGCCGGCCGCGCCCUCCACGCCCUCUUCCUCAAGUCCUUCGUUCCCCCCUCCACCUACCUCGCCAACCACUUCGUCCUUCUCUAUUCGAGCUGCGGCCAGCUCGCGCUCGCUCACCAGUCGUUCGAUGAAAUUUCCCACCCGAACGUCUUCUCCCACAACGCCCUCCUCGCCGCUUAUGCCCGCCUGUCCCACCCCGACGCAGCUCAUCGUCUCUUCCUACGGAUCCCCUUCCCUGACCUCGUAUCCUACAACACCCUCCUCUCUGCCUUUGCCGCUGCGGAUGGCGCCUGCUCCCUCGAUUCCGUUCGCCUUUUCUCACACAUGCGCCGCCUUGGCUCUGAUGCCGAUGGCUUCACCCUCUCCUCUGUCAUCUCCUCUGUUGUUGAUGACGUCGAACAGUUACACUCGCUUGCUAUCGCCUCGGGUCUUGACUCGUAUGUAUCUGUCAACAAUGCUCUUAUCAGCAGCUAUAGUAAAGGUGGCCUCUUGAAUGAAGCCGAAAGGGUUUUUUGUGGGAUGGUGACCUCGCGAGAUGCUGUUUCUUGGAACUGCAUGAUCGUGGCUUACGGGCAGCACCGGCGAGGACCGAAAGCUCUCAACUUGUUUCAGGAAAUGAUGAGGAAGGAAUUCGAAGUCGACAUGUACACGCUGGCGAGUCUGCUGACAGCAUUCACAUCAGUGAAGGACUUAGAUGGCGGUGCACAAUUCCAUGCGCAGCUGAUCAAGACGGGUUUUGAGAGGAAUUCACAUGUCGGAAGUGGUCUGAUUGAUCUGUACUCAAAAGUCGGUCAGAUAUGCGACGCAAGGAAAGUUUUCGAGGAGGUUGAUGAUCCUGAUUUGGUUGUAUGGAACACUAUGAUCUCGGGGUACUCUGUCAAUGAUGAGUUCUCCGAGGAAGGUAUCCAAUGCUUUCGUGAGAUGCAGCGAGCCGGUUUCAGGCCUGAUGAUUGCAGCUUUGUCUGUGCAAUCAGUGCGUGCUCAAAUCUGUCAUCCCCAUCUCAAGGGAAGCAAAUGCAUGGACUGACGAUUAAGACUGAAUUUCCAAGCAACCAAAUCUCGGUCGACAAUGCACUAAUUUCCAUGUAUUCAAAAUGUGGCAAUCUCAGGGAUGCUCAUAUGCUGUUCAAGAGGAUGCCCAAACAGAAUGUGGUCUCGUUCAACACAAUGAUCGGGGCAUAUGCUCAGCACGGACUUGGAUUAGAAGCGUUGGUUCUGUUCAAAGAGAUGCUUAAUUUGGAUCAUGUGCCCACGAGCAUCACUUUCAUUUCUGUGCUUUCCGCGUGUGCUCACACCGGAAGGGUUGAUGAGGGUUGGAAGUACUUCAAUUCUAUGAAACAAAAGUAUGAUAUUGAACCUGGAGAAGAGCAUUACUCGUGCAUGCUAGAUCUUCUGGCUCGAGCUGGGAAGUUUGAUGAGGCUGAGGGGCUAGUCAAGAGAAUGCCAUUUGAUCCAGGCUUGAUUGGAUGGGCUACAUUACUCAGUGCUUGUCGGACCCAUGGAAACUUGGAGCUGGGUGCAAUGGCUGCAGAGAAGCUUCUUCAGCUGGAGCCUGCUAAUGCAGCUGCCUAUGUGAUGCUGUCAAACAUGUAUGCUAGCACAGGUAGAUGGGAUGAGUUUGCGACAGUUAGAAAGCUGAUGAAAGACAGAGGGGUAAGGAAGAAACCGGGUUGCAGUUGGAUUGAACUGGAGAAGAAAAUCCAUGUGUUUGUUGCUGACGAUGUUACACAUCCAAGGAUUAAGGAUAUCUGCCAGUUCUUGGAGGAGAUGUCGAAGAAGAUGAAGCUAGCCGGGUAUGUCCCAGAUGUGAGAUGGGCUCCCAUAAGGGAUAAUAUUACAGGAGAGACAAGGGCUGGAUACCACAGUGAGAAACUCGCUGUUGCAUUCGGGUUGAUCAGUACUGCCGAAGGAGUACCUAUAUUGGUGGUGAAGAAUCUUAGAAUAUGUGGAGAUUGCCAUAGUUCGAUCAAGUUUAUUUCUGCAAUCACCGGAAGGGAGAUUACUGUGAGGGAUGCACAUAGGUUUCAUUGUUUUAGCGAUGGCAAUUGCUCCUGUGGAGAUUUCUGGUGAAGACUCUCAAGCAGACAAGUUUUCUUGCAAAGCAUAAUAACCAAGCUUGAAGCACCUAAGGAGUGGGAUUCCAGGUUCUGAUUCUUCCCAAUAUCUCCACAUAUGCAACAUUUGCACUGCAAGCUGAGAUUUUAAGCUCUGUGUUAAUUACUGGUGGUGUUACCCAAAGUCAUGACCUACAAGAUCCUAAUAGUUGCAAGUGUUGGUGAUACAGCUUCCAUCAUGCUGGGGCUGCAGCUGACACUGUGUAUCACCAUCGAAACAAAGAGGUGUGUUUUCACUAAACCCCUCAACUUCAUUCAUUAGGUGGAAAUAAAUUAGAGGAUUUGUCUUGAUCCAAAAUUACUUCUAAUAUUUGAACACUGGAUUAGUUUAAUUAUUUUCUUUUUCAAAACAGUGAGUGAAUAUUUAUUAUUAUCAAUCAUGAGAUCAAUCAUGAGGUCAAUGGUCAUUGACUUUGUCCAAAGGACAUUUCUUUUCAUUGGACAUUGACUUUGUACACUUGAUAAUCUGCUGUUAGAUGGAAAAGUCAAUGUCCUUUCAAUUUCUGACAAAUGCAUGAUAAAAAGAACCACUGUGGUAGAGUUUUCCUAGUGUCCAUAUUGACAAUAAAUUGUGGCUCACAGAUUUUUCCACUACAAAUGACAAAGGUUUUGUCAGAUAUAAUUUGCUUCAAAAGCAAAAAAAAGGUAUUGCAUACAUACAUGAAUUGAACCAAUCAAACGAGAGCUCUGAUUGGUGGGAUUUGGUGGACUGUAUUGGAUAUGGUCCGCUGAAUCCACGCCCAUGUCUUGGGCCUUUAAUGCGAGCAUGAUCGAUAUCGGAGCCCAAGGGAGAGUUCGUGGGUCGGAUCUUAUUGUAUAAACCGACCUAUUUCCGACCCGAGUCCGAAAUCAUACACCCUCCCUUAUAUACCAAAAAGCUAUUCCGAAAAGAAGACGCGGACGAGGCGGUUCGCUCGCCGCUCGACCGAGUCAUUCUCCAGAUCCAUCCUUGGUUUCGAGAACUCUUUCGUGUUCCUCCCCCCUAUCAGCGAUCCGUCGAAGCAUGCCUGUGAACUGAGCGUCUCAACUUGGAGCUUUGUUUUGGAUCAAGUUGAAGAGAUGAGCCCCGAUGACAGGCAGGGCGACCAAAACACGUGGCAGGAGAGGAGUACGCGUCCAGGGGUCGGGGAUCUAUUCUCUCCGUAUUGAUUAGAGCCACCGCCAUCACCUUUGCGGUAAAUUUCACGCCUCUCCCGCUUCUUGAUUGGUUCGCUUCUUGCGACGUUCGAGGGUUGUAUAGUUUUGCGACGCUUUCAACGAUCGAUAGCAGUUCUGUGAGUGAUUUCAGCGUAACAAAUGGCUUAUGUUUGUAUUUUACUGGUGUUCUUUGGUAAAUUUGACGCCUGUCUCCCGUUUCUCGAUUCGGUCUCUUCUUGCAAUGUUCGAGGGUCAUGGAGUUUUGUGACGUUUUCAAAUAUCAAUAGCAGUCCUGUGAGUGAUUUCGGCAUAAUAAAUGGCUCAUGGUUGCAAUAUUUCUGUUCUUUGUUAAAUUUGGCGCCUCUCUCCCGUUUCAUGAUUCGUUCUCUUCUUGCAAUGUUCGAGGGUUAUGGAGUUUCUUGACGCUUUCGACUAUCAAUAGCAGUUCUGUGAAUGAUUUCUGUAUAAAAAACGACUCGCGUUUGUAUUUUACUGUGUUCUUCGGUAAAUUUGACAUGUCUUUCCUGUUUCUUGAUUGGUUCUGUACUUCCAAUGUUUUAGGGUUAUGGAAUAUUCUUACACAUUCUGACAGAACCGUCACUUUUUAUCUAAUAUUAAUAAUCCAGUUGGAAGGGUAUGUUAUCUUUGCAGUAGGAUUCUAUCUCUAACAUAGCAACAACUUGAUAUGCUGUUGUGGAGAUAGUUAGAAGGGGAUUGAGUAAAUCCGACAUUACUUACGUGGUUUCAUUACUAAGUUGAAUUCCUCAAUGGAAGGGAGAUCAUGGAGUUUGUAAGAGUUUCGUCACAGCAUCACUGAAAGGGAUUGAGAUUUCAGAGCAAAAGCCACGGAAUACAAUACGGCCCCUGAUCAAAACCAAGACAAUAAAGGUGUCAUCACUCGCAUGUCUUCAUCUUGCAUUGCUAUACUACUUUUAUCUUACCCAUCUCGUGUCUGCAAAAAUUGUUUGACAACUUUCAAUGUGUCUCUCUUUAAUGAGAGAGCAAAGGAUGCAUUCUUGUGCUGCAGAAGUUGCUGAGGUGAAGCUGGAGAGGAGGAAUGGGAGAUGUCCAUACUUGCAGCUGUAAACGUGGAGAGCAUGACAGAGGAGAAAACAGAGUAAGACGACGUCUAUUUUUUAAGUUUUGAUUUAAUGUACACCAUUAUUAUGAGGGAAAAGAAAAAGUGCUUGAUAGAUUUUAGUUGGCAUGGGCGGUCCUGCUGAAAAGAGAAACGAAUCCAAAAGAAAUAAGAUGAAGGGUGUUUGACCAGCUCACGCUACCGCAUUAAGAAACGAAUGCUUAUGAGGUCGAUGGAAGGGGAGGAUUCGUGAUGCGAAAGGUGGGAAGCAUCGAGGUUGAGGUUGGAAGGAACAAGGCAUCCCUCCAUUGUCUAUUCUAUGUCGCAUGGCGUGUCAUUCUUGCAUGCAAAGCUGCUCGCUCCACCACGAAACUUUUGGCAUAGGGCCCCCGCCCUUGAGCACGCCUGCACGCCUUUCCCAAAGAAAAAAUAAGUGGCUGCUUUGGACGUGGGCCACCCUUCUUUCUCUUGCAAAUUCUCAAUCCCAGCGAGCGAGCUUUCUUCAUCAUAACAAUCACAGCAGCCCUGCGGAUGGUCAGUGCAGUGACUGCGUCUGUGUCAGCACUCUUCACGUUCAUUUCAUGCUGCUCGACUGCGGUGUCUCGGACAGUAUUGCUGCAAUAAUGCAUUUCCCAUUCAUAUUG